GCUGUGUGAUAACGGUUUUGAAUUUCGAACGCCGAACGGGUUUUUCGCGGUCUUGUUUCUGUUCCUGUCGCGUGCUCCGACCGUCCAGGAACAUCCGCCUGACGAACGGCGCACAGGUGCACGGCCGAACGCGAUGGCCGCCCGUGACGAGGUGGAAGACGACGACGACGAUUACAUGUCCGACGCUUUUCUCCGCACCGAGACCGUCGCGGAUGUCCGUCCGGGUCUGCUGAUGACGCACGAGCAGCAGCGCUUGCACGAUCAACUGAAAAAACGGAAGGAGUACGAACUGCUGAACCGAACGCCCGGCCUAAAAGUUCUGGAGGAGCAGGGACGUCAAGCGGGGCUGGAGACGGCCAUAGACAGUGGCAACAAGGGUUUCGCUUUGCUGCAGAAAAUGGGUUACAAGCCCGGAUCGGGUAUCGGCAAAAACAAUUCGGGCAGAGUGGAACCUAUUGGGAUUGUACUGAAAACCGACCGCAAGGGUCUGGGUCGUGAUGCCGCGCUCAAGGAGAUCAGAGAACGGAAAAAAUCUAUGAUACGCAGCCGAAAAUCGGCCGGGCCAAGCGUGUGCAAGUUCAGGGAGAGGCAAGCGCAAGAAGCUGCUGAAAAAUUGGAUAGGUCCGACUUGUUCAGAUGUCAACGAGUGUGCCGUCAAUUGGAUUUAGAACAGGAUAUACAAGAGCCAUCAGAAAAGUUCUUUUGGCCUGAAGUUCUUUUGGAAGAUGAUACCAAUGAAGAGAGUAUUGAAGAACAAGAACAAGAUAAUAUGUCGAUAUCUGAACAAUUAGAGCUUGUAAUUUUUUAUUUGAGGCAUACUUAUAAUUAUUGUGUUUAUUGUGGAACAGUAUACACUGACGAAGAAGAUUUAAAAGGAGAAUGUCCGGGACCCAAUCGACAAGAUCAUUAGAAAAUCAUUACUUCAAAUGAAUAAAAUAAUAUCUUAACUCAAUAUUUUUCUUUAAUAAAUAAAAUACAAAUUAACCUGAA
Messenger RNA from Sipha flava (yellow sugarcane aphid), 990 nucleotides. Its product is annotated as G patch domain-containing protein 11. NCBI's taxonomy places the organism in Eukaryota, Metazoa, Arthropoda, Insecta, Hemiptera, Aphididae. Gene Ontology annotation, molecular function: nucleic acid binding. The coding region runs from base 134 to 910 and encodes 258 amino acids. The record is from RefSeq and is a predicted model, not a curated record. The transcript has 4 exons. Gene Ontology annotation, cellular component: kinetochore.